Nicotiana attenuata is the source of this 2241-nucleotide messenger RNA. RefSeq names its product KH domain-containing protein HEN4-like. The coding region runs from base 83 to 1999 and encodes 638 amino acids. NCBI's taxonomy places the organism in Eukaryota, Viridiplantae, Streptophyta, Magnoliopsida, Solanales, Solanaceae. The transcript has 7 exons. The record is from RefSeq and is a predicted model, not a curated record. Gene Ontology annotation, molecular function: mRNA binding. Gene Ontology annotation, biological process: regulation of gene expression. Gene Ontology annotation, cellular component: nucleus; cytoplasm.
AAAAAGGGACUCACUACAACCUAAACAUAGGGCUCUACUCUUUUCUCUAUCAACAAAGAAAAUUCCUACAGCUACUUCACUAAUGCACGAACCCAACCUCGUCGCCGCCCCCCACUCCACCACCACCGUACCCGCCGCCAACAACAACAAUUCACCGCUACCUAGACGUGUCGUGUUCCGGCUCCUCUGCCAUGCUUCCCGCGUCGGAGGAGUCAUCGGAAAAUCAGGUUCCAUCAUCCGACAACUCCAACAAGAUACCUCCGCGAAGAUUCACGUUGAUGUCUCCACUCCCAACUCCGACCACCACCGCCUCAUCGUCGUCGUAGCCUCCGCUUCCCUAAACAAGAAGAUUAGGCUCAAUCUCUUGGGCCCCACCGGGGGGGAUGAGCAGCAGUGGAAUGAUGAGAUUGAGGUUUCGGCUGCACAAGAGGCACUCGUUAGGGUUUUCGAAAGAGUUAUAGAUGUAACAGCUGAAAAUAAUGGCGUUGUUUUGGGUGCGGAGAGUGUGGUGUCGUGUAGAUUAUUAGUGAAGGGGAAUCAGGUGGGUGCUCUGAUGGGUAAAGGUGGAAAAGUAAUUGAUGCAAUAAGAAGAGAGAAUGGAUGUAGGAUUAAGGUUUUAACUUCAGAUAAGUUGCCAUCUUGUGCUUCGCCCAAUGAUGAAAUAGUUGAGAUAGAAGGGGACAUUCUGGCUGUUAAGAAAGCACUUGUUGCUGUCAGUCGCCGACUUCAAGAUUGUUUCUCUGUUGAAAGAAGUAGAACGGUUGAGAAUGCGCCACUUGAGUUAGAUUCGGAACAGACUUUGCCUCCUCGGCAAGUUGAUCUACCUGCACAAAGGAGUUCAAUGUCACAGCCCAUAACCACAAGCUCUUUCUCAGGUGCCUCUGGAUUCCAUCCUGUGUCUGUAGAUGCUGAGAGGUUUUCCAACAUUGAUGCAAAAAUACCAUUACAAGAGGUUGCUUUCAGGAUUCUCUGCCCAAAUGAAAAGGUUGGUGCAAUAAUUGGCAAGGGUGGGGCAAUUGUAAGGACUCUUCAGAAUGACAGCGGUGCUAGCAUCGCUGUUGGGCCAAAUGUCGUUGAGUGCAACGAGCGAGUGAUAACUAUUACCGCAUUAGAGAACCUAGAAUUACGGAAAUCUCCAGCACAAACCGCUGUCGUUCUUGUUUUUGAUCGGAUUCUGGACGCUGGCUCUGGGAUGAAUUUGGGCACAAGAUCACUAAUUACUUUUCGACUUGUGGUGCCAUCCAAUCAAGUUGGUUGUUUAUUGGGGAAGGGAGGCGCAAUAAUUUCAGAGAUAAGGAAGGAGACAGGUUCCAGCAUACGAAUAUUUAGAGGUGACCAAGUCCCUAAGUGUGUCUCAGACAAUGAUGAAGUUGUGCAGAUUGCAGGUGAGUUUGUAAAUGUACAAGAUGCUUUACGAAAUGUCACUGGUCGGUUGCGUGAUAACCUCUUGGCAGCGAAGGUGUCAAAUGGUGCUGUAAGCAGAAACAGCUCUGCGCUGGCGUCUGAAAGUAGUCUCUCUGGCCAAAUGAAGGAACCUCCUUUUGGAUUUCAUCGGUCUAGUGGUGUCUCACAUGGUAUCAAUCAGCAUCCUGAUUUAACACGGUCUAUGGAUAACCUUGUACUUUCCAACAACAUAGAUCAUCCCCCAUCACCAGGACAGUGGUCAUCGCAGACACGACCUGGAGGAAACCAAAGAGGUGCCUUUGAUGUCAGCAAAGGAUCUAAUUCAGUUAAAGGCGGCAUAGAACUUGGAUGUGGAAGCAGAACUGCCAUUGUGACCAAUACUACUGUGGAGAUCUUGGUUCCUGAAAAUGUUAUCAGCUCUGUGUAUGGGGAGAACGGGAGCAACUUGGCUCGUCUAAGACAGAUUUCAGGUGCAAAGGUCAUGGUACACGAGGCCCGCUCUGGAACAACUGACAGGACUAUCGUAAUCUCUGGGACACCAGAUGAAACACAGGCUGCUCAGAGCCUCCUUCAGGCAUUCAUACUAACCGGAUAGCCUUUAACUUACCAAAGAGCUAGCUUCCAAAUUUUGUAGUACAAUUAGAUCUCUAUCAACAGCCAGUUCCAUUUUUUUUUAGAAGUAGCCAUUCAUCUAUAAGAUAUUCUGUAUACUAUGUUAUGUGUUGACUCUGAGGUUUUUGUUACAUAGGAGAUAAAAGCCACAGGACAAAAAGUUUUUAUUGGUUUGGAAAUACCUUGGGAAAUAAGAAAUUCUUUCCUGAUCCAGUUCAUGGUAAA